ACACAUGCAGGAGUGAACGGCGGCGAAGGAGCCACAAGUUAUGAGUUCCACUGCCACCGGUUACCGGAGAGGCUGUCCGUGAACAGAGAGCCGACACAGACAAAGUCACAAGUCCAGUCUGAGUUCAAAGGCUUAACUCUGAAUUCUUGCCAUGGCCGACGUGCUGGAGAGUGGCGGGUCAGGAACUGUUGGAGCGGCCAGCGUGGAUUGGCAGAAACGUUGCGUUGCUCUGGAGAUGCAACUGCUGAGGUUCCGGCUCCAGGCAGGGAAAAUCCGAGAACUGUUGGCAGAGAAGAUGCAGGAGCUGGAGCAGAGGGUGACGGAGGCGGACCAACGGGCUGAAAACGCUGAGAAACAGAUCCAUGUCAUGGAAGAAAAACUGAAAUCCGCAAACAUACAAACCAGCGAAUCAGAGAGCUCUUUGUACAGAAAAUAUCAAGACCUGACCAGUCAGAUUCAAGAAAAAGAUGCAGUGAUAAAGAGAUUAGAGAUGCAGCUGGAAAAACAGAUCUUAGUCAGAGCCCAGGAGGCAAAAAUUAUUGAGGAGAAGGCUGCCAAGAUUAAAGACUGGGUCACCUUUAAGCUUCGAGAGAUGGAACAGGAGAACCAGCAGUUAAAACUGGCCAACCUGAAGCAGACAGAACAGAUAAUACUGCUGCAGGACAAACUCCAAGCCCUCUUAGACAAACCUGCACCACCUGGAUCUCCUGCCGCCUCCCCUCUAAUGGACACCCACCUGGUGCCCAUCAGCCCUCUGUUUCCUCCCAGCAGCCCCGGCACUCCGCCUGCCCAGGACGACAGCUGGAGACAGCCUGGUACCCGUGGAGCCCUCUGUGUUAUCAAACAGUCACUAACAGACUGCAAAAGGAGUCCGGAUCAGCCCAGUAAAGGGACUGGCCUUGGAGACCUCACAGCCCAUGAUGUGCUUUCUCAGCCUUCGUCCUGCGGUGGUCCGGACGUCCCAGUCGCCCCAGACGGUUCAACAGGAUGCUCCGACAGGGACAACUCCUCAGAUGAGCUCAACAGCAAGUUCCGCUCUCAGUGCCUCCACUCCUCCUCAUCCUCAUCCUCUUCAUCCUCAGCCUAUGAGAUGGCCCAUGGACCCAGUUCUCCAGAGCCCCCCAUCAGAAUACCUAAAAGCCCACUUCUGUCUCGCUCUCCUUCGACCAACAAUCCCUUUCCAAAUGCCUCUCAGACUCCGGUUCACCAGUCAGGCACCAGCAUGACCUUACCCAAGGUAAGGACUCCGCUCACCCCUAGAGACAGCAUCCAGCUGGUCAAGAAACACUACAGCCAGCCGCAGCCCAGCCUGGACAGACUGCACCAGCUCAACGUCAGCAUUGACAUCAUGACCUCAUCCUCCACUUCCUCCACCCUCAAGAGCACAGGGACUGCCACGUCCCCCUUCUCCCAGGUUGUUGAAGAAACAGACAUUGACGACGGACUUUCUGACAGCAUGGACGGGGUGGUGGAGGGGCCAGGAUUAGAGGAGCCGUGCCCAGAUGGGGUCUCCUUCGUAGGACUUGCAGAAGAGCUGGAGCGCUUGGAUCCAGAGGUUUUGAAGCCACCGACUCCACCCUUACAUCGUUUUCCUUCAUGGGAGAGUCGGAUCUACGCUGUGGCCAAGUCAGGAAUGAGAGUCUCAGAAGCCGGUCCUGGAGCCAGAGCGCCUGGACAAGGAUCCAACUUACCGCAGUAUCCAGCAGCAGGUCCAUUCACUCAGCUGAUCUAUAAAAACAUUAGUGUUCCCGUCUAUACCACACUUAAAGGGAAAGCCACUCAGAUCAGCAGUGCACCGCUGCCAGAUGAUGACUCUGGGUCUGAGGAUGACAGCAGCUCCCUGGCCAGUUUACGCACUUCCAUCCUGAGUCCAGACAAGAAGGGCAGUGUCCCCGGAAGCCCACGAGCUGUGAAGAGAGGUGUGUCCAUGUCCUCCAUCAGCUCAGAGAGUGACUACGCCAUUCCUCCAGAUGCCUAUUCCCUGGACAGUGACUACUCUGAACCAGAACACAAAGUCCAGCGCACUUCGUCUUACUCCUGUGAGAGCACAGGACCUGAGAUGCUGGAAAAGUCUGGGUACCUACUGAAGAUGGGCAGUCAGGUGAAAGCGUGGAAGCGUCGCUGGUUCAUCCUGAGGAAUGGAGAGAUCCUCUACUACAAAUCUCCUAGCGACGUCAUCAGGAAGCCUCAGGGUCAGAUCGAGCUCAACUCCUCGUGUCGUAUAGUGCGUGGAGAAGGAGCCCAGACCUUUCAAUUGAUUACGGAGAAGAAGACUUUCUAUCUGACCGCUGAUUCACCAAACAUUCUGGAAGAGUGGAUCAGGGUUUUGCAGAACAUACUUAAGGUCCAAGCCAGCAGCCCAGUUGUCGUGGAAACCACUGCUAAGCCCACUGUGAGAGGUUGGCUUACAAAGGUCAAACAUGGACACUCUAAGCUGGUGUGGUGCUCUUUGGUUGGAAAAGUCUUCUACUACUAUCGGAACCAGGAAGACAAGUUGCCUCUGGGCCAGCUGCAGAUGCGGGAGGCUUCGGUCCAAGAGGUGGAUCGCUCCUGUGAUUCAGACGAGGACUAUGAGGCAGGAAGUCGAGGCUUCCUCUCCUCUCACUGCACCUUAGUGGUCCAGCCAAGCGACCAGAGUCCGACGUACCUGCUCAUUGGCACCAAGCAGGAGAAGGACACAUGGCUCUAUCAUCUGACUGUGGCAGCAGGCAGCAGCGCUAACUUUAGAGUGGGCACUGAGUACGAGCAGCUGGUUGGUAAACUCCUCGAUGCAGAAGGAGACCCAGACUCUGCCUUGUGGAAGAGCGAGGCCUUGAGCUUCUGUAAGGAGGGUCUGCACUCCCCUCUUACCACGCUGCCGUCUGAAGCGCUGCAGACAGAGGCUCUGAAACUGUUCAAGUCCUGUCAGCUCUUCAUCAAUGUGCUGGUUGAGUCUCCAUCUGUCGACUACCACACGUCGCUGGCCCAGAAUGCUUUGCAAGUGUGCCUGACCCACCCGGAGCUGCAGAACGAAAUGUACUGUCAGCUUAUUAAACAGACAAAUCGCCGGACGCCACACAACUACUCUCUCACUCAGUGCUGGCAGCUGUUGUCUUUGUGUGUGGCUUUGUUCCUUCCUCAACAACAUUUCCUCUGGUACCUGAGGCAGUACCUGCAACGGAACGCUGACCCAAGGAGUGAAGUGGGGAAGUACGCAGUGUACUGUCAGAGGACGCUGGAGAGAACGCUGCAGAACGGAGAGAGAGAGGCCAAACCGUCACGUAUGGAGAUCGUCUCCAUCCUGCUGAGGAACCCCUACCACCAUUCACUGCCGUUCAGCAUCCCAGUCCAUUUCAUGAACAACACCUAUCAGGUGGUGGGUUUUGACGGCUCCACCACAGUUGAGGAGUUCCUCCACACACUGAACCAGAGGAUUGGCAUGAGGAAACCUCAGCUGUCCGGGUUUGCCCUCUUUACUGAUGAUCCAUCCGGUAAAGACCUGGAACACUGUCUGCAGCCGUCGGCCAAGAUUUGCGAUGUCAUUUCCAAAUGGGAGCAGGCCUUAAAGGAGCUGCACCCUGGCAAGAAUGAGGGAACACGGAUUGUCCGCUUAACGUAUAAGAGCAGGUUGUGUUUCCAAUCUCAGGUAAAAGGCGAGACAGAGCGAGAGCGCCUCCUUCUGGCGUACCAGGUGAACGACAAAGUCCAGCAAGGCCACUUCCCUGUCAACAAAGAGCUGGCUCUGGAGGUCGCUGCCCUGAUGGCCCAGGUUGAACAUGGGGACUUAGAGCGUCCGGCCGCCUCCCCCCCCGCUGGCUCCCCUCAACCCAAAUCUCAGCUGAUUCUGCUUCAGGCCUUGGAGCGAUUCUUCCCCAAACGCUACAGACUGGACUGCAGCUCAGAGCAGCUCAGAGAUCUUACUGAGCGUCUGGCCACUAAGUGGUCUAUGCUACGUGGGUGCAGUGCAUCCGAGUGUGUGAGAAUUUACCUAACUGUGGCUCGGAAGUGGCCCCUGUUUGGAGCCAAGCUCUUCAGCGCUAAGCCUGUCCCUCCCUCUCCUGUUGAGCAGAGCCAGGUGUGGUUGGCAGUCAGUGAGGAUGGAUUAUGUGUGCUGGACCACACCAUGCACACGUUGGUCACAUACUCGUACCAGUCUGUGAUUACCUUUGGCGGUUGCCGUGACGACUUCAUGGCAGUCAUGAGCCAACAGAGGGAGCCUGGGGUUGGGAAGAAGAGUGUGGAGAAGCUGGUAUUUGCAAUGGCUAAACCAAAGAUCUUGGAGCUGACUCUGCUCAUGGCCAGCUACAUUAACCACUGGAACCCCAGCCUCCAGUCGUACUCACAGCAGCCCCAUGGCCACUGGGACGUAGACAGCAGGCACUUCCCCUCCAUGAACUACACCACCAAGGGCCCCACUCUACUGUGAAAGACAUGAGAUGAGACAAAACUACAGGGAGGCUUGGUGACAGCCGUUACCAUUAAUCCAUAAUCUGUGUGGAGCGCGUCGGGUUGCAUGUCUAUGUUCUUCCCUCUUAGAGAACAGGUACUAGGAGAUUAUUUUUUUAAGCAUUUGUUAUAAAGAUUAAGAUUUAGAAAUGUUAGGGACGCUUCCUGUGAGAAUAUUUAUUUCUACAACAAAAGAGUGUUACAGCUCUGCUUCAUUUAGUUGUAAGGUUAUGUUCAAAUGCAUUGUUGAAAAUGGAUGUUAGAAAGAAGUUCAGUACUACA
Molecule: messenger RNA, 4707 nt
Organism: Sphaeramia orbicularis (orbiculate cardinalfish)
Lineage: Eukaryota; Metazoa; Chordata; Actinopteri; Kurtiformes; Apogonidae
Gene: plekhh1
Product: pleckstrin homology domain containing, family H (with MyTH4 domain) member 1
Exons: 30
Coding region: 152-4405 (1417 amino acids)
Cellular component (GO): cytoskeleton
Source: RefSeq, a predicted model, not a curated record